Messenger RNA from Trichoderma virens Gv29-8, 1801 nucleotides. RefSeq lists its product as uncharacterized. NCBI's taxonomy places the organism in Eukaryota, Fungi, Ascomycota, Sordariomycetes, Hypocreales, Hypocreaceae. Gene Ontology annotation, cellular component: inositol phosphoceramide synthase complex. The record is from RefSeq and is a predicted model, not a curated record. Bases 1 to 1362 code for a protein of 453 amino acids. Gene Ontology annotation, molecular function: inositol phosphoceramide synthase activity. Gene Ontology annotation, biological process: inositol phosphoceramide metabolic process; sphingolipid biosynthetic process. The transcript is spliced from 2 exons.
AUGAUGGACAUUGGAUCGGGAAAGCCCAAGUUGCCGGCGCUGCUGACGGAGCACGUCAACUUGGCUUUCCUCAACCGCCUUCCCGCUCGCUACGUUCGCCGGCGCCCCCGGGCAAAGUCCAACACGACGCAUCGCGGCGAGGACAUCACGAGCCUGCAGACCUCGUUCAGCUUCUGGGACGGCCUGCGAGACCUGCAGAAGCACCAAUGGCGUCUCGCCGACCUGCAAUACCUCGUUCUGGCCGGCCUGACUCUCUUCUCGCUCUACAUGGCUCCUCCGGCUCCGGCCCUCAAGCUGUUUGCCCUCAUGGGCGCCACAUGGGUUCUCCUCAUGCCGGCCACCCGCCAGUUCUUCCUCCCGUCGCUUCCCAUCUGGGUCUGGCUGCUUUACUUUUUCACUAGUCGAUUUAUCCCUACCGAGUAUCGUCCUCAUAUCUGGGUUCGAAUCUUGCCCGCCCUGGAAAACGUUCUCUAUGGCGCCAACCUUUCCAACAUUCUCUCGGCCCACAAGCACCCCAUUCUGGAUAUUCUAGCUUGGCUUCCCUACGGCAUCAUGCACUUUGGAGCGCCUGCAGUGUGCUCUUUAAUCAUAUUCAUCUUCUCCGCUCCUGGUACUACCCCCGUCUUCGCCCGUGCUUUUGGCUGGAUGAGCAUCCUUGGUGUCACCAUUCAGCUCAUCUUCCCCUGCACGCCACCAUGGUAUGAGAAUGAACAUGGACUUGUCCCUGCCGCCUACGGAAUGCCCGGAUCUCCUGCUGGAUUGGCUCGUGUCGACGCGAUUUUCGGCAUUGAUCUGUACACGACCAACUUCACCAAUGCGCCGCUUCCGUUCGGCGCUUUCCCCUCUCUCCACGCUGCGAAUGCUGUCCUUGAAGCCUUGUUCAUGAGCCACUGCUUCCCCCAGUUCAAGUUCUUCUUUGCUGCGUACGCUGGCUGGGUUUGGUGGGCGACCAUGUAUCUGAGCCACCACUAUGCCAUCGACCUGGUGACUGGUGGUCUCAUUGCUGCUGCCUUUUACUAUUCUUCUCGUGCUAGGUGGCUCCCCCAACGCCAGGCCGAUAAGCUGACCCGAUGGGAAUACGAGUAUGUCGAGACCGGCGACCACCACAAGAUUGUAGACGAAGAGUCUGGCCAAUACUUUAGCUUGGGCUUCAUCGACCACCGUCGUGCCAACUCCAGCGACGGAUGGACUGUCGCCAGCAGCUCUAGCUGUAGCUCCAGCAGUGGUACCCUCAGCCCCACUGCUUCAGAAGCCUCAAUCCCCGGAAUGCUGGUCAUGGACUUGACCAGCGAUGGCCAAGCCUGGGAUGGCCAGAUCCCACCGAGGGACGUUGAUUUGAGCGAAGUUGUUGUAUCACGGUAAUGGCAUCUUGGAGUCCGACGAUGCUGUCGGGCAUCUCUUGCUCGACGAUACAAAUUUUUCUACCAUCUCCUAUAUCACUCAAACUCAUCACCCUUACGACGGGUGAUUGAGCGUUACGAACCCGCUUAUGAUUCGAUUCAAAAUUCGUAAUUAAUAUUUGGCGAAGGCCUUAUUUUUCCAAACAUCUUUGGCAUUCAUCGGCACAGCGAAAUGGCGCAAUGUGGUGUUGAUUUUUUUUCUUAUUGGUGAGGGGGAAUCAUGUCCGGCUUCUGUAUGGCCAAGCCGGAUACCGAAUAUUUAAUACUGGGGAGGGGAGUCUGGAUCGGGGAAUCAUGGGAAAGAAAAGGAUAUUAUUUUUCCAUUCGAACCUUUCACAAUGAUUCGACUGCAUAUAUUCGACACGGGAGGGUACUACUUCAAAUGAUAGAGUACGUAAUGU